AUGGAUUCUCUUCUUCAAUUCCCAACAGUUAUGUUCCUCUCCUUCCUAGUAUUUCUUUACUACUUGCUUCAAUGGAGGAGGUCAUCGAGUAGGAAUACAAAGCUCAACAAGAGUGGCAAUAAAAGGGUAGGUGCACCAGUAGCCGCUGGGGCAUGGCCAAUAUUUGGUCACCUCCAUAUGUUAGGAGGUAAUUCCAUUCCUCACAUUACUUUGGGAGCAUUGGCUGACAAAUAUGGGCCAGUUUUCACCAUUCGGCUUGGUAUGCAACCUGCUUUGGUGGUAAGUAGUUGGGAGAUAGCAAAGGAAUGUUUUAGUACAAACGAUAGGGCCCUUGCCACCAGAUCCAAGGCAAUAGCCACAAAGCUCAUGGGCUAUAACUAUGCUCUAUUUGGCUUCACUUAUUAUGGAACUUAUUGGCGUGAGAUACGCAAGAUAGUCAUGCUUGAGCUUCUCUCCAAUCGUAGACUUGAGAUGCUCAAGCAUGUCAGAGCCUCAGAGAUUGAAGCCUUCACAAAAGAUCUGUACAAGAUGUGGGUAGAGAAGAGAAACUUGACUUGUCAAGGUGGCCAAAAUGUAGUGAUCUUGGUUGAUAUGAAGAAAUGGUUCACAGAUUUAACUCUAAAUAUAAUCGUUCGCAUUGUAGCUGGGAAGCGAUAUACAGCCUCUAAUGCAGAGGAGGCAUUGCGGUGCCAAGAAGGAGUUAGAGAGUUUUUUCACUAUGUGGGUCUAUUUGUUGUGUCUGAUGCAUUUCCCUUUCUUGAGGGGUUGGACUUGCAGGGAUAUGAGAAAGCUAUGAAGAAGACCGCGAAAAAAUUGGAUUCUAUAGUUGAAGGAUGGUUGAAGGAUCAUCAGCAGAAGAGAUCUUCUGCUGACUAUGCCGCCAAGGCCAAAGGUGAUCAAGACUUCAUGGAUGUUAUGAUAUCUAUCAUGGAGGAUUCAAAGCUCUCAUCACCAGAUUAUGACGCUGAUACUGUCAUCAAAGCUACUUGCCUAACUAUGAUUCUAGGUGGCAAUGACACUACUGUGGUUACUUUCACAUGGGCCCUCUCAUUACUACUCAACAAUCCUCACGUUUUGAAAAGAGCCCAAGAUGAGUUGGACAUGCACGUUGGCAGGGACCGACAAGUGGACGAAUCAGAUAUAAUUAAGUUGGAAUAUCUCCAAGCAAUAGUCAAGGAAACAUUGCGUCUCUACCCUGCAGCUCCACUAGCUGCCCCACAUGAGGCCAUAGAAGAGUGUACCAUAGCUGGUUUUCAUGUUCCAGUAGGAACUCGUAUACUGCCAAAUCUCUAUAAGAUUCAUAGGGAUCCACGUGUAUGGUUGGACCCAUCUAAAUUUAAGCCAGAGAGGUUUCUCACAAGUCAUGUGGAUGUUGAUCUUCGAGGUCAGCACUUUGAAUUAAUCCCUUUUGGCUCUGGUAGGCGAAUGUGUCCAGGGCUUUCAUUUGCUCUUCAAGUCCUACACUUGGGUCUGGCUCGUUUGCUUCAUGAGUUUGAGUUUGCAAAUCCUUCCAACUCACCUGUGGAUAUGACAGAGAGCCCAGGGCUUACCAACAUCAAGGCAACACCACUUGAAGUCCUCCUCAGCCCACGUCUUCCUCCUAAGCUUUAUGGAUAG
Molecule: messenger RNA, 1617 nt
Organism: Macadamia integrifolia
Lineage: Eukaryota; Viridiplantae; Streptophyta; Magnoliopsida; Proteales; Proteaceae
Product: cytochrome P450 CYP82D47-like
Exons: 2
Coding region: 1-1617 (538 amino acids)
Biological process (GO): defense response to other organism
Molecular function (GO): monooxygenase activity; iron ion binding; heme binding
Source: RefSeq, a predicted model, not a curated record